This is a messenger RNA of Sphaerodactylus townsendi, 1056 nucleotides long. RefSeq names its product somatostatin-2-like. Lineage: Eukaryota; Metazoa; Chordata; Lepidosauria; Squamata; Sphaerodactylidae. The coding region runs from base 115 to 441 and encodes 108 amino acids. Gene Ontology annotation, cellular component: extracellular region. Gene Ontology annotation, biological process: regulation of cell migration. Gene Ontology annotation, molecular function: hormone activity. The record is from RefSeq and is a predicted model, not a curated record. The transcript is spliced from 2 exons.
CUCUACGCUGUGCACCGUUCUGGGAGGGCUUUAUAAAACGGGGCUGCAGCCACCUUCAGAGAAAGAAUCGGACUAAAGAGCAUCCCUGCCUGAUCCAAAGAGCUCCCGUUCACCAUGCAGCUGGUGGCCAGCCUGGGCGCUGUGCUGCUGUUGGUCUGGAGCGUGAGACCAUCAGCGCUGCCAGGAGAAGACAAGCUUUCGGUUCAGAGCAGUAGGGAGCAGUUCAAAGCUCGGAGAGGUCUGAUCCUGAAAAUGCUGGCAGACCUGCUGGACGAGGUGGACAUGCACCAUGAGACCACGACUUCCCUAGAUUCGGACGAUCCGCUUGCAGGCGAGCUGGAGGAAGAACACUCGAUACUGGAGCAGUUGUCCCAGGCCACCCAGCGAGAGCGCAAAGCCCCCUGCAAAAACUUCUUCUGGAAAACAUUCACCGCUUGCUAGCACCACCUUCGGCCCUUCCAUCCGCCAGCCCUUUUUAGCCUCUGGGCCAGGGGCCCUCUGACUCGCCUCCCAAGUAGGGUUGUCAGCUGGCCAGAAAAACAAUACCCGACCUAGAUUGCUCCUGCGCCUUUAACAGGGUUUUGCUACGCAGACAACAGCAGGAGAAUCUGUCCUGCCGUACAGCUGACAGAGGCCCCCUGCUCAUUGCUGCAGAUCAAACUGCUGUUAAAGGGACAGGUAGAGGGUGCGGGGAGGGGGGGGGUGACAGCUUAAGAGUCAGCCACUUUCCUCCUAGCUCAGGGGUCUGCAACCUGCGGCUCUCCAGAUGUUCGUGGACUACAAAUCCCAUCAGCCCCUGCCAGCAUGGCCAAUUGGCCAUGCUGGCAGGGCCUGAUGGGAUUUGUAGUCCAUGAACAUCUGGAGAGCCGCAGGUUGAAGACCCCUGUCCCUAGCUCAUUGCCCUUCUCUAAUUUCUUCAGAAUAUAACCUCUGCCUGCCAGUGUAAAAUAGCAUCUCUCCAUCCGUGUCUACUCCCUCUUGUCCAAUGAUCCAAAUGUUGGUUGUAUUCCGCCUCCAUUGCAAAUAAAGCAUGGCCUAGAGGCACCUCGGAACACA